Molecule: messenger RNA, 12695 nt
Organism: Chilo suppressalis (striped riceborer)
Lineage: Eukaryota; Metazoa; Arthropoda; Insecta; Lepidoptera; Crambidae
Source: the annotation of a GenBank genome assembly
CGCUUACGUGUCCCGAAGGUCUCGUCUCGUGGGCGAGCGAAUCUGCGUCAAGGUGUGACGGGGGGCGCCGGCGCACGGUCAGACUCCGCGAGCCAGUCGGCAGCGACGCGCGCGCACGCUGCGACAAACGACACGAACGACUCUCGCGACCAUUCCUAUUACAAUACAUGGCAAUUGUUUGACAAUAUUAUGUGAUAGAACCUAUAUAAUUAACGUAUUUAAAAAAUUAUUUAAUCGUAAUUUAAGAAUCUCUUAGGUUUUAGUUUUACAAUUUUAAACUAAGUGGGACCAAAAUGACAAUCAAAAAUAAAAAGACUAAACAGUCGAAGUCGGAAUUGACUUCGUCCAGUACCAGUGCGUCUACAAGUAGUGUUCAGAAAAGCAGCACUACCAAAACUGUGCAGCAGAGCAGCAACACCUUGCAGAAAACCAGUUCGUCGGGCAAAAAAGUUCGUUAUAUUGAGGUAAAGGUUGAGGAAGACGACCCGUUAAUGAUUACUGAUGUCACCGAUCAUUCGAUAAGCGGCUCUACUAUAUCAGAAUGCUACAAUAGCCAUCCGCAUUAUAUUAUAACAGAAGCCCCAUCUAUUCCGGAUCUUUCACAAACUAGACAGGAGUUGCAAGUCAGUGACAUGGCCCAGGCCCAUACUGGUGAGUUCGUGUCCAGUUCUGUUUUACAAGAAUCCUCCAUUUCACAUCAUCAACAGAGUUCAAAAAGUGAAACUCAUCAAUCUUCAACAUCUGUUCAACGUUCUGGCUCAACUCACAGUCAGUCAUUCGACAGGACUAUGGACUCCUCGACGGGCAGCCAGACCAUGAACACUGCUUUUAUUGAUACGUCAUCGAAUGCUAAACCGACAUUUUUAUCAAGAUCUAAAGGUGCAAAUGUAACUGAUUCUUUUAUCCAGUCUGAACGACAAGAGUUAUUAAAUCAAUCUUUGCAAAAAUCAAAUAACAUGACAUCUGAAUCUGUAAGUCAAACACAUGACACCAGCAAUAAAAAAUAUAUUAAUCAACAUGAUAGUAAUACUCAUAAAAACAUCCCCGAUCGGUCAAAAAGAAUUCAAACAACUGGCUCAGAGACUUCAAAGUUUUAUGGAGGCGAAGGCAGCUUAGACAAAAAUGUCAAAACAAAAGAAUACAGUACCACAUCUCAGACAAGUGAGACUAAAAGUAGCAAUGUAGCUAAAUCUUCAUCUUCUUCCUACGUUAUUGAGAUUGUUGAUGGUAAGGAACGUAUUAUAGACAGUUCAACGAGGGAAUGGGGUGACGCUAAGGAACAAGCUUCAUCAGAAGCUUAUGCAAGUGUUAGUGGCACAGGAAUUAAGCCCCAAUCUGUACACAGUUCCCAAGCUUAUGAUAUGAAAUCUAAUUACGAUACGGGGAAAGAUGGUCAAACGCCAACAAGUGGAAUGACACUGAAAGAACAUUCAAAGCUCAUCAAGGAUGGGAAAGAAGUUUCUACUCAUGAAAGUGUUAUUUCUGAGAAAGAUAACUAUAAACAAAAACAGCUCACAUCAAGUAAAAAUAAUAUUAUUACUCAAGAUCAACAGCAAUAUUCGACUACUGCAAAUGAUACUUAUAGUUCGAAAUCUGUAAAUCAAACUGAUAAAAAUGUAACUGAAAGUAAUUUAAGCAACAAACAAAUGGUGUCUGACCGAAGACUAAAUAAAAAUGCUACGGAUUCAUCAAACUUUUAUGGUUACGAUUCUACUAUACAGAAUCAGCUAAAUAAAGUUGGUGACAUUCUUCAAGUUGAUGAUACAAAAAAUAUAAACUUUUCUACAAAAAAUUUAAAAAGUAAUACCAGCAGUGCUCAGCAAGCUUCAACAUCUUCAUAUGUAUUUGAAGUAGUCGAUGGUAAAGAAAGAAUAGUGGAUAGUUCCCACAGAGAAUGGGGAGAUAGUAAAGAACAUGCCACUUAUGAAAAAGCUCACAAUGUUCAUGGAACUAACAAGAAGCCUGAAAGUGAAUAUACUAGGCAUGUUCUUGAUAAAGAAUCUCAUUAUGACACAGGCUUAGAUGGAGUUCCAAAAAGUUCCACCCAAAUUUCUGAAGACUCAGUUAUGUACAAAAAUGGCAAAGAAAUUGCCGCGACCAGUAAUGUAUAUGCCGGUGACUUCACAAAGAAAAAAGCUAUUACAGAACACAGGAAAGAUACAGAAGACGUAUUGAAUAAACGUAUUCAAGACACUUCUGACAAAGUACAUUCCACUACUUAUGAAACGUCCUCUUCUGAUACUCUAUCUCACUCGAAAGAUCACACAGACUUAACAAAAGUAUCAGAUUUUUUAACAACUGAGAAGCAAAAUAUAGAAAAGCAGAACUUAACACAGGAGAGCACUUCUUCAUCCACAUCUCAAACAAAGGAUACUAGGACUACAUACGAGAGAAGUACAGGAACCUGGAAUGGAAAGUUCGUUUAUGAAAAAGAUGAUGACAGACCCAAAAAGCCUAAAGAAAUGUCUCCAUUUGGUCGCCCAGAACAGCCAAGACAUCACUUAAAACGUCAAGAUACCAACGAAAACAUUAUUCUAUCUUCUAGAGAUAUAAAAGAUUUCACAUCCAUUACUGAUUUACGUAAAAUAAUCGAGUCGUCCCAGUAUAAAAAAGAUGUAACAGUUAGCAAUAAAAACAUAGUAAUCAAUAGGAACAUCGACGACCGUGUCCUAAAAGAAAUUAUUGAAACAGUAAAAAAAUAUCCAUUCAAGAAAAUCAGUAAAGUAACAUACGGGACUAAAAUCAAUGAGGAUGUGAAAGAUCUCUACGAAGGAAUCGAUAGUGAAGAAACUCGUGUCGUUAGAACUACUACCGGUGAUGCAACCAGAAAAUCAUUCGAGGUUGAAAAGAACAUUAGUCAGAUUGAAGUCACUCGAUAUAUCACAGAGAAUGGUAUAACCAGAAAGAUAACGACUUAUGAAGAUGCAAAGGAAGAUGACAAGAUAAGUACUAACGUCUUCGUCGACAAAAGCGCGGUAGACUUCGAGAAAUUGAGAGAUGUCCAAACAACGGAAGACGUGAUUCGAGAGUACGACGUGGUGGACAGAGCGAUCACGAACACCACAAGAGAGGAUACCACCGUCAGCACCGUCUACGACGAAACCAUCGACAGGAAGACAGUGCGUGACGACAGGACCAUCGUAGAGGAAACCGUCGAUAUUCACGAGACCAGACCGAAGCAUGGCGGCCCCAAGAAGCCGGAGAAAAUCAACCAGGAGCAGUGCAUUUGCGAAAUGUGCACUUGUGGGCGUCACCGUUGCCCACACAACGAUGUCCCGGAGCCAUUGUUCGAUGUGGAGCACACGACCAGCGUGGUCUCCGCAUACAAACAGGACUACGACGAGAAACACGUCACCCGCACCACCGCGGUACAUCAUGAAGAUCAUCUACAUUUAGAAGGUGACUUCCAGGAACCGGAGCGUCCUAAGUGGCAGCCCGCAGAGAGACCCAAACAAAAAAAACCUGAAGACAAUCUCAAACCAGAAGGCGAUUUCGAGAAGAGACGUCCUGAGGAAUGGCGCCCAGGAGAGAGAGCUCCAGUCAAAAAACCAGAAGAUAAUCUUAAACCUGAAGGUGACUUCGAAAAAAGGCGCCCAGAAGAAUGGCGCCCAGGCGAUAGAGCACCCGUACGACGUCCUGAAGAUAACCUCAAACCCGAAGGUGAUUUUGAAAAACGUAAACCUCAUGAAUGGCAGCCCGGAGAUCGAGCUCCCGUACGUAAGCCUGAUGACAAUUUAAGACCAGAGGGUGAGUUCACUACCCCUGAUAAGGAACCAUGGAGACCUGCAGAAAGACAAAAGCCUAAGAAACCUGACGACAACUUAAAACCUGAGGGUGAGUUUGAAAAACGUACACCACAAGAAUGGCAGCCCGGUGACAGAGCACCAGUUCGGCGUCCUGAAGAUAACCUUAAGCCUGAAGGUGAUUUUGAAAAACGUCGACCUGAGGAUUGGAAACCCGGAGAGAGAGCUCCAGUUCGCCGUCCAGAAGACAACUUAUAUCCUGAAGGUGAAUUCGAAAAGCGACGCCCCGAGGAAUGGCGGCCUGGAGAUCGUGUACCGAUGCGCCGCCCAGAAGAUAAUUUAAAGCCUGAAGGAGACUUUGAAAAACGUAAGCCUGAAGCAUGGCAACCAGGAGAUAGAGCUCCAGUUAAACGUCCUGAAGAUAAUUUGAGACCUGAAGGAGACUUUGAAAAACGCAAGCCCGAACAAUGGCAGCCUGGUGAUAGAGAACGAAUUCGACGACCUGAGGAUAAUUUAAGGCCAGAAGGAGAAUUUACAACUCCCGAAAAGGAACCUUGGCGCCCAGCAGAGCGACAACAGCCGAAAAAACCCGAGGAUAAUCUUAGACCUGAAGGCGAUUUUGAAAAAAGGAAACCCGAAGAAUGGCGUCCUGGUGAUAGAGCCCCUGUCAAGCGUCCAGAAGACAAUCUCAAGCCUGAAGGUGAUUUUGAAAAACGCAGACCUGAAGAGUGGCGCCCUGGAGAUAGGGAGCCAGUACGACGUCCAUACGAUAAUUUACGACCCGAAGGAGAAUUUUCCACCCCAGAAAAAGAGCCCUGGCGCCCAGCUGAACGUCAAAAGCCUAAGAAACCAGAAGAUAAUUUAAGGCCUGAAGGUGACUUCGAACAACGUCAACCAGAAGAAUGGCGUCCUGGUGAACGAGCACCGGUGCGAAGACCUGAUGAUAAUCUUAAACCGGAAGGAGAAUUCACAACUCCGGAAAAGGAGCCUUGGAGACCUGCAGAACGUCCUAAACAAAAGAAACCACAAGAUAAUCUCAAACCAGAGGGAGAUUUUGAAACAAGGCAACCAGAAAAAUGGCAACCAGGUGAACGUGAACCAGUCCGCCGACCCGAAGACAACCUCAAACCUGAGGGAGAAUUUACAACUCCUAAAAAAGAAGAAUGGAAGCCAGCGGAACGACCAAUACAGAAGAAACCUGUUGACAAUUUAAGACCUGAGGGUGACUUUGUCAAAAGACAGCCUGAUGAAUUUAUCCGCGCGGAAAAAACAGAGAUAAUACGUCAUCAGGAUAAUAUAAUUACGGAAGGCGAGUUCACAGAUACUACAACUACCCGAUCAGAAUAUACAACAAAACCAGUAGAGAGGCCAACACCAGUUCGCCGUAAUACAUGGACAAAGAUAGAAGGAGAAAUGAUCACUGAAACCACCAAUAAAUCUGAAUUUAUUGAUUAUACCGAUAUUGUUGAGAGAACUACAAUGGUCGCGAAGAGAACUGAUAAUAUUAUAAGAGAAGGAGAAGUUGAUUACAUAACAUCCAACCAAGAGGACUUCACACAAAAAAUUGUGCCCGUUGAACGCCCUCAAAGACGCCGUACUUGGACAAAAGAAGAUUUUGAAAAGUUUUAUUCUACAGAAGAUCUUCAAAAAAUUACUACAUCUCAGGAGGAGUAUAGAACUUUUGAGGAAGUCGAUGUAAGACAACAACAAAUCAUAAGAAGAGAUAAUUUACACGUACGAGAAGGUGACAUGGAACAUCACACUGUAUCGCAAGACGAUUAUGGACCAAAAAUAUCAGAAAAACCGAAACAAAAGAAACCUAUUGACAAUUUAAAACCUGAGGGAGAGUUUGAGAAACCACAUCAUGAAGAAUGGAAACCAGCUGAACGCCAGACACCUAAAAAGCCUCAAGAUAAUCUAAGACCGGAGGGUGACUUUGAAACUCCUAAGCAUGAUGAGUGGAAACCAGCUGAAAAACGUGAACCUACCAAACCCAAAGACAAUCUUAAACCAGAGGGUGAAUUUGAAAGUCCUAAGCAUGAAAAGUGGAGGCCGGCUGAAAAAAGAGAGCCAACCAGACCCAAAGAUAAUCUAAAACCCGAAGGAGAAUUCGAGCAACCCAAGCAUGACGAGUGGCGGCCAGCUGAACGUCAAACACCAAAAAAACCACAGGAUAAUCUCAAACCAGAAGGUGAGUUUGAAACACCUAAACAAGACAAGUGGAGACCAGCUGAAAAACGGGAACAGACCAAACCUAAAGACAACUUGAGACCAGAAGGAGAAUUUGAAACACCAACGCAUGAUAAAUGGAGGCCAGCUGAAAAACGUGAGCCAACUAAACCUAAAGAUAAUUUGAAACCAGAGGGAGAAUUUGAACAGCCGAAACAUGAGGAGUGGCGACCAGCUGAACGUCAAACUCCAAAGAAACCUCAAGAUAACCUGAGACCUGAAGGGGAAUUUGAGAAGCCCAAACAUGAUGAAUGGCAGCCAGCUGAACGUCAGAUACCUAAAAAACCCCAAGAUAACUUGAAACCGGAAGGUGAAUUUGAAACGCCAAAGCAUGAUAAAUGGAGACCAGCUGAAAAACGUCAGCCAAGUAAACCUAAGGAUAACUUAAAACCAGAGGGAGAAUUUGAGCAACCAAAACAUGAUCAGUGGAGACCAGCUGAACGUCAAACACCGAAAAAACCACAGGAUAAUCUCAAACCAGAAGGUGAAUUUGAAACGCCAAAACAUGAUAAAUGGAAGCCAGCUGAAAAACGUGAGCCAACUAAACCUAAAGAUAAUUUGAAACCAGAGGGAGAAUUUGAACAACCAAAACAUGAUGAGUGGCGACCAGCUGAACGUCAAACUCCCAAGAAACCACAGGAUAACCUAAGGCCUGAAGGGGAAUUCGAAAAGCCCAAACAUGAUGAAUGGCAGCCAGCUGAACGUCAGACACCUAAGAAACCCCAGGAUAACUUGAAACCGGAAGGUGAUUUCGAAACACCGAAGCAAGACAAGUGGCGCCCAGCUGAAAAACGUGAGCCAACCAAACCAAAGGAUAACUUGAAACCAGAGGGAGAAUUUGAACAACCCAAACCUGAUGAGUGGCGACCAGCUGAAAAACGGGAACAGACCAAACCUAAAGACAACUUGAGACCUGAAGGAGAAUUUGAAACGCCAAAGCAUGAUAAAUGGAGGCCAGCUGAAAAACGUGAGCCAACUAAACCUAAAGAUAAUUUGAAACCAGAGGGAGAAUUUGAACAACCGAAACAUGAGGAGUGGCGACCAGCUGAACGCCAAACUCCAAAGAAACCUCAAGAUAACCUAAGACCUGAAGGGGAAUUUGAGAAGCCCAAACAUGAUGAAUGGCAGCCAGCUGAACGUCAAACACCUAAAAAACCCCAAGAUAACUUGAAACCGGAAGGUGAAUUUGAAACGCCAAAGCAUGAUAAAUGGAGACCGGCUGAAAAACGUGAGCCUACUAAACCAAAGGAUAACUUGAAACCAGAAGGAGAAUUUGAACAACCCAAACAUGAUGAGUGGCGACCAGCUGAAAAACGGGAACAGACCAAACCAAAAGACAACUUGAGACCUGAAGGAGAAUUUGAAACGCCAAAACAUGAUAAAUGGAGGCCAGCUGAAAAACGUGAGCCAACUAAACCUAAAGAUAAUUUGAAACCAGAGGGAGAAUUUGAACAACCAAAACAUGAUGAGUGGCGACCAGCUGAACGUCAAACUCCCAAGAAACCACAGGAUAACCUAAGGCCUGAAGGGGAAUUCGAAAAGCCCAAACAUGAUGAAUGGCAGCCAGCUGAACGUCAGACACCUAAGAAACCCCAGGACAACUUGAAACCGGAAGAGGGAGAAUUUGAACAACCCAAACAUGAUGAGUGGCGACCAGCUGAAAAACGGGAACAGACCAAACCUAAAGACAACUUGAGACCUGAAGGAGAAUUUGAAACGCCAAAACAUGAUAAAUGGAGGCCAGCUGAAAAACGUGAGCCAACUAAACCUAAAGAUAAUUUGAAACCAGAGGGAGAAUUUGAACAACCAAAACAUGAUGAGUGGCGACCAGCAGAACGUCAAACUCCCAAGAAACCACAGGAUAACCUAAGGCCUGAAGGGGAAUUCGAAAAGCCCAAACAUGAUGAAUGGCAGCCAGCUGAACGUCAGACACCUAAGAAACCCCAGGAUAACUUGAAACCGGAAGGUGAUUUCGAAACACCGAAGCAAGACAAGUGGCGCCCAGCUGAAAAACGUGAGCCUACUAAACCAAAGGAUAACUUGAAACCAGAGGGAGAAUUUGAACAACCCAAACAUGAUGAGUGGCGACCAGCUGAAAAACGGGAACAGACCAAACCUAAAGACAACUUGAGACCUGAAGGAGAAUUUGAAACGCCAAAGCAUGAUAAAUGGAGACCAGCUGAAAAACGUGAGCCAACCAAACCUAAGGAUAACUUGAAACCAGAGGGAGAAUUUGAACAACCAAAACAUGAAGAGUGGCGACCAGCUGAACGUCAGACACCUAAGAAACCACAGGAUAAUUUGAAACCGGAAGGUCAUUUUGAAACACCAAAGCAUGAUAAGUGGCGUCCAGCUGAAAAACGGGAGCCUACCAAACCAAAGGAUAAUUUGAAACCUGAGGGAGAAUUUGAACAACCAAAACAUGAAGAGUGGCGACCUGCUGAACGUCCGACACCUAAAAAACCUCAAGAUAACUUGAAACCAGAAGGUGAUUUUGAAACACCGAAGCAAGAUAAGUGGCGUCCAGCUGAAAAACGUCAUCCUACCAAACCAAAGGAUAAUUUGAAACCUGAGGGCGAAUUUGAACAACCAAAGCAUGAUGAUUGGCGACCUGCUGAAAAACCGGAAGUUAAAAAACCUAAAGACAAUUUAAGGCCCGAAGGAGAAUUUGAAAAACCAAAACAUGACGAAUGGAAACCAGCCGAGCGUCAGACUCCAAAGAAACCUCAAGACAACCUUAAACCUGAAGGUGAGUUUGAAAAACCCAAGCAUGACGAAUGGCGACCAGCUGAACGUCAAACACCCAGGAAACCUAAAGAUAAUCUUAAGCCUGAGGGUGAUUUUGAAACACCUAAACAUGACGAAUGGAAGCCGGCUGAAAAACGAGAACAGACAAAACCUAAAGAUAACUUGAAACCUGAGGGAGAAUUUGAAAAGCCAAAACAUGAGGAAUGGAAACCAGCCGAACGUCAAACACCUAAAAAACCGCAAGAUAACCUAAAACCAGAAGGGGAAUUUGAGAAACCCAAACAUGAUGAAUGGAGGCCGGCUGAUCGUCAGACACCAAAGAAGCCUCAAGAUAAUCUUAAGCCCGAGGGUGAUUUUGAAAAGCCGAAACACGACAAAUGGCAACCAGCUGAAAGACAAACACCUAAAAAACCACAAGACAAUCUCAAACCUGAAGGUCAAUUCGAACGACCAGAAAAACCGAAACCUGUUAAAGGAGAACGACCAGUUCAGAAGAAACCAGAAGAUAAUCUGAAACCUGAAGGCGUCAUGAAUGUAGUAAGGCGUACCGAUUACACUGCAACACGGGGUGAUAGAGUCGAUAUUGUCAAGCAUGAAGAUCAUCUCAAAAUGGAAGGCAAAAUUGAUAUUCAACGUUCACGUGAUGAUUAUAAGCGCAUCGAAAAAACAGAGAAAGUUGUUAUUCAGAAAUAUGAAGAUAACUUAAAAACUGAAGGAGAGUUUAUUGACCUUAAAGUUCGUAAUGAUUAUAGCGCAACUAAAGGAGAAAGAGCACCAGUUAUUAAACCUCAGGAUAAUUUGAAACCUGACGGAAAAUUCUACAGACCUGAAGUUGUUCCCUCACAACCAGCAGAAAAAAGAAAACCUUUCAAACAAGUAGAUAACAUUACGAUAGAAAGAGAGAAUGAUUUACGUCAAAGACAAAAAAUAGAACGUGUGGAUAUUAUUAGACGUGAAGAUAAUCUGAAGAUAGAAGGUGAGUUCAUUGAUAUGAAACAGAGGAAUGACUAUAAUAUUAUCAAAGGAGAUAGAACAGCCAUAGUCAAGCAUGAAGAUAAUCUGAAAAUGGAAGGAACGAUGGAGAAUAUUCGUUCUUCAGAUACUUAUCGCGUAGUUAAAGGUCAGAGAGUAAAACUUACUCGCAGGGAAGACAACCUUAAAAUUGAAGGUGUUUUUGAGGAUCACACACGCAGAGAUGACUACAGAAUUACGAAAGGUGAGAGAUCUGCUAUAAUAUACCACCCUGACAAUUUGAAACCUGAAGGCGAAUUUGAAAAACGUCCUGAAAUGAAGGAAAUAGUUUACGAGGAAAGACGAUCACCAAUCAAACAAUCUGACAAUUUGAAACCGGAAGGAACCUUUGAAAGACCUUCUAGACCUAAAUGGUCUAAAGGUGAUAAACCAGAUUUGUCAAAACCCCAAGAUAAUUUACAUCCAGAGGGAGAUUUCGAAAGAAGGCCUAAAGAUCAUUGGCAACCCGGUGAAAGACCAAAGCAGGUUCGCCCUGAAGACAAUUUGAAACCCGAUGGUGAAUUUGAUAGGCACCCUAAAACCCAGUGGCAACCUGGAGAGAUACCUCCUCAAGUUAGGCCGAAAGAUAACUUAAAACCUGAAGGUGAAUUUGAAAAACGUACUAAAACGCAGUGGCAGCCCGGUGAGACACCUAAUCAAGUACGUCCCAGGGAUAAUUUGAAACCUGAAGGAGAUUUUGAUAAACAAACUAAACCAGAGUGGCAACCCGGAGAAACACCUGCGCAAGUGCGACCUAAGGACAACUUGCGUCCUGAAGGUCAAUUUGACAAACGUCCUAAGCAACAUUGGCAACCUGGUGAAACACCUGCCCAAGUUCGUCCUAAAGACAAUUUGAGACCAGAAGGCAAUUUCGAUAGACCUACAAAAUCCAAAUGGACACCAGGAGAUAGACCUGUUCAAGUGAAACCAAAGGAUAACUUGCAUCCAGAUGGUGAUUUUGAAGAUCGCCCUAGGAAUCAAUGGCAACCUGGAGUCACACCGAGUCAAGUACGACCUAAAGAUAAUUUAAAACCCAAAGGCGAUUUUGAUCGUCCAAGUUCCCAAAAAUGGCAACCUGCUGAAAAGUCAAGUCCUAUAAAACCUAAAGAUAAUCUUUACACAAAUGGCCAUAUAACCAAGCAAGAAAAAGUCCAAUCGACUGAAAUUGCUGGAAAAUCUAAAGACACGACUUUGUUCAGACAUGAUGACGAGACUCAUAACGUACAUACAGAACGACAUGUCAAGCAAAGUAGUAUUCAUAAUACAGAGCACAAAACAUCAAAACAUUACCAAUCUGGAACUUCUGUCAAACAUACUCAAUAUGAUUCUACUGAUCACUCUGAAUCUCCGGAAAAAAUCAUUCAUGGAUCUUCUCAUAUGAGCGUCGAUAAGACUCGCAACACGAAAGAUAGAUCAACAACACAAAAUAUUGUAGACAAGAGUACUAUCAAUAAAGCAGAUUCUAGAAACAUUAAGAAUAUUUCUUCAUCUACUGCUACAACCAAAGUGAUAAAGCAGGUGACAGAAAAGAAGUUAAUUGCAGGAAAGUGGGUUAACGUUACCCGUAAUGUUGAAACACACGUCGUUUCUGGUGGUGACACUGGAAGCUCUGAUAUAGUGAAAUCUAAAAAUACUGUGGAGGCCUAUCCAAGACCUGGAUUCCCUAAGGGUGGAGAUAACAGUCAGAGAAUACUGAAUACAGAACAUCAGUCUACCACGUCUACAACGAAUCAAGAUGUAUCCUCUAACCAGCGCCUCCGCCAGGUUACAUCUGAAAGUCAUAUACAAAAAAAUACAGCAAAUAUGUCAAAACAAGAUUAUACAGAACAAAGAGUUAUCCAAUCGUGCAGUACGGAUAAUCGUGUCAAGGGCCAAAUCAUUCGAGAUCAGAAGAUACCUUCUUCACAAAAUACUUCCGAGAACCAAAUAGUCCGUACUUCUAGCGCAUCAUCUCAAGUAUCUCGAGGCAGCCAUAAUGAACAAAACAUAACUCAAGAAACUCGACAUUCCACUUCUGCAUCAAAAGUCAUAGACAGCACUCAACGGACCAUAAAUUCAACAAUUCACGGAGGACAAGCCGAAUAUAUCGCUUCAGAUGGCAACACUACACAUAGAAGUUCAUCAACUACACACAUAGGUAGUAGAAGUCAAGUGAAUAAUCAGACUUCUUCUACUUCAUCACAUUCCCAAUCACAUAGUGUAAACAGAAACCAAUUAAGCGAUAGUGUAACGAAAACCAGCAUCGAGUUUCAGAGAGCAAUGCAUGGUGGUGGAGAAACAAAUACUAUUGUUGAUAAUUCAUCACGAAGUGGAUAUCAUAAACGCACUUCUGAUCUUGUAUCCGAUUCUAAUUCCACCAACGCCGUUCUUCAUCGUAAAGGGGUAACAUCGGCGACAGAAGCACAUCAUUCAAUAAGCUCAACUGCAGCUGCUCAAAGGAAAAGUAUUGGCAAUCUCGCAGAACGUGGUGAAUACAUAAGUAACUCUUCGCACAGUUCCGACAGAAAGAGCAUUAGUUCUAUGCACCGAUCUGCCAGAGACAAUAUGGCAGUGAUCUCACAAUCGGACUCUACAGAUUCACGACGAAGUCAAAAAAGAGACGGACAAUCCACGUUGGUUGUUGAACGACAACCGAGAGUAACUAUUAGAGAUAAUCUUCAGGUGGGUGGAGACUUCUACGGUCAGUCAGAGGCACGUUCCUACGGCAACUUCUCUAGGUCUGAACAUGGACAACGGUCAGAGCGAUCCGAACGCGUGGAAAAAGUCGAACGCGUAACUCGGCAUCAUGGCUCAACUUCUCACUUCGUAUUGGGAGACGGCAGCACAAGCUACAAGCGCGAAUACACAUCACACGUGCAUGGUGUAUGCCCGGCGACUUUAAUUGAGACACCGCGAACGCCAUUCAAACAUACGCGCGACACUCGCGAACAUAAAUUUUAUGCUUCAAAAGUAACUGAAAAAUGA